AUGCAUCAUCUCUUUUUUGUAAUACUAUCACUGAUCGGUUUUUUGAACAUCUCGUAUGGUGAUUGGGCACCAAAAAGUUUAACUGAAUCAUAUCAUCCUCGCUAUAGUACAGUCGGUAAUCCAAAUAUCUCACCCGAACAUGACUGCGCGCUUCGAGCUUUCACCAUUGAAAUGGCCACGUAUAUUGAACCUACGUUCUCGAAAACUAAUUGGACAACACUCAGUCAAAGCGCUUUUCAAAUGAAUCAAUGCAACGGUACCUCACAUACUGCUUAUCAACCAUCGAGUUCUGACAAACUGUUCAAGACUGCACCAGAGAUAAAAAAAGGAACUUGUCAUCAUACAGUAUUUGUGCACGAUUUAAAAGGUAAUAAUUUGUUCGAUGGAACAUUCGAAAGACCGAUGAAAACCAUCCAGGCAGCCCUAUCUCUCACACGUACUCUACGUGCUGUGCAUGAUAGUGGCAACACAUUGUGCAUUACUAUACGCGGAGGAACUUACUAUCUCGGAACGAACGCCACCAUAUGGAGUAGUCAAAUUGGUGCGAUUGCACUGACAAGUGAUGACAGUAAUCUUGUGAUUGAAAACUAUCAGGAUGAACGCGUCAUAUUGAGUGGUGGUACAUUAUUACAAUUGCAAUGGUCCGUCCAUGCCAAAACAGCAACUGGUGGUACAAUUAUGAAAGCUCAGGUGCCCCCUUCCGUCAAUCUUGAUCAAUUUAAUGAAUUAUAUAUCGAUGACAGAAGAGCUAUCGUCGCUAAAUAUCCAAAUGGUGAUCCUUCUACUCAAGGCUUAUACGCAAAAGAUCCAGGAUUUUCCUACGAUUCACAACGAUGGUGGCCACCGAAUUUGAACCGAAGCGUGGAAAUUCAUGUACAAGAACCUUCUCGUAACGGCACAGUGUUUACUAAUUAUCAACUUGGUUUGGGUGGCGGUGCUGCUGUUUUCAAUCCGCCUCGCAAUUUUUGGAGCACAGCCUCACCACCUGCUGGUGAUAAUUAUGCUGUUCCUAGUGGUCUUACCGUGAAAAAUGGUGCAUUGCCUCAUAUAAGUAAUUGGAGUACGCCUACGACUGGUUUCGUCCACGCUUUUCAUUCUGGUUAUUGGGGUAGCUGGAUAUUCGAAAUAGCAUCUAUCAAUAGUACACAGAACACAAUCAUAUUUGGUCGAGGAGGUUUCCAAGAAGCACGUGGUUCGCGUGACGGUGGUGCAUUUUAUGUUGCAAACAUUUUCGAAGAGCUUGAUUCACCAAACGAAUGGUUUUUGGACAGAGAUACCCGUACCCUCUAUUUUAUGCCGAACGAAACUAUGCCCAACGUUUUCGUAGCUAGUCAAAUUUCCUGUCUUAUUUCAGUAAGCGGAAGCGGCAUCGAAAAUCCUGUCCACAAUGUAUUGAUUCGGGGCUUGAUACUGACACAAACUAGUAGUACUUAUAUGAGAGAUUACAUGGUACCAAGUGGUGGUGAUUGGGCUGUUCAUCGAGGCGGUACAAUGUAUCUGACAAAUACGAAAAAUGUCACAAUUACACGCCAUUUAUUUACGCAAUUGGGUAGCAAUGGUGUGGCUUUGAUUGAUUUCAAUGAUGCCACGUCGAUCACUUUGAAUGAAUUUGUGUGGUUAGCCGAUUCAGCUAUCAUCCUUGUUGGCAGCACUAAUGGAAUAGACGGUUUUAGUGUGGCUAGUCAACCAGCCAAUACACUCAUACAGUCAAACCUCAUACACGAAACCGGCAUCUAUGUCAAACAAUCAUCACCUGUACUGAUUUCUGUAAGCCGGAGCGUGUCAGUCAUUGGCAAUCUCAUGUUCAAUAUGCCACGAGCGGCAAUUAAUGUGAAUGAUGGUUUCUAUGGUAAUCAUACUAUCAGUUGGAACGUCCUGUUCAACACUGUUCGAGAAACCAGUGACCAUGGACCAAUCAAUUCAUGGGAUCGACAACCGUUUUUGACUGACGCAGUACAGCCAGGUUUACCUUCACUUUGGCAGCAUGGAAGCUAUAUUCAUCAUAACACUCUCUUUAAUAACUACCGCUCAGUAUGGCCCAUAGAUCAUGAUGAUGGCAGUUGUUUCUAUGAGGAUAGCUAUAAUUUUCAAGUGUAUGGAGGCAAGAAAAAUUAUUUAGGUCAUUCAAAAACAGAUCAUCACGAGAUUUAUGUCUAUUCGGAUGUAAAUGGAGGCGGGUUCGGCAGUAAUGUGUGCCUCAGUGAUUACGCACCAACAAGAGGUUCUAGUGGUUGGAAUGAAACUUGGAUCCAGAACACCUGUGUACUCUAUCAAAGUCCGGUGCCCUACAACAUUGAAAAUUGUGAUACAGCCAAUAUCUUUGUACCUUAUUUAGCAAAUAACAAAAUCUAUAUUCCAUCUGGUACACAAGUCGCAUUUACAUGCAAAGUCAAUGGUAGCAGCACACGACUUAGCUUAGAACAAUGGCAAUCAUAUGGUUUAGAUAUCGGUACUACUGUCCAAACGGCACCUGACGUUCAAACAAUCAUUGAAUGGGGUCGUGAAAUGUUACAACGCACGACGUAA
This is a messenger RNA of Didymodactylos carnosus, 2526 nucleotides long. The record is from the annotation of a GenBank genome assembly. Lineage: Eukaryota; Metazoa; Rotifera; Eurotatoria; Philodinida; Philodinidae.